AGCGGGCACCGAGUCGUCUGGCAAGACUGCGGGCACCGAGUCGUCUGGCAAGACUGUGGGCACCGAGUCGUCUGGCAUUGGAUCGUCUGGCUCGACAGCGGGCAUCGGGUCACCAGGUAUGACAGCGGGCACUGGGUCACCAGGCAUCAGGUCAUUUGGCUCGCCAGCGGGGGCACCGCGUCAUCUGGCAAGGCAGUGGGCACCGAGUCACCAGGUACGACAGCGGGCUCUGAGUCAAUUGGCACGACAGCGGGCACCGGAUCAGGUACCGGAUCAUCUGGAUCAACAGCGGGCAUCGAGUCAACUGGCCUAAUAGGAUCAUCAGGCUGGAUCAGUUCAUUAUGCUGGGUAGAAGCAUCCGGCUGAGUAGAGGCAUCCGGCUGAGUAGAGGCUUCAGGCUGAGCUGAGUAGAGGCAUCAGGCUGAAGAGAGGCAUCAGGCUGAACCACGGAAGGCAGGUUCUCAGACGGCAGGCUCACUGGUUUGGAUACUGGCAGGAUGGUAUUGGUUGGAAAG
Molecule: messenger RNA, 515 nt
Organism: Staurois parvus
Lineage: Eukaryota; Metazoa; Chordata; Amphibia; Anura; Ranidae
Source: the annotation of a GenBank genome assembly